Molecule: messenger RNA, 3783 nt
Organism: Thamnophis elegans (Western terrestrial garter snake)
Lineage: Eukaryota; Metazoa; Chordata; Lepidosauria; Squamata; Natricidae
Gene: CCDC186
Product: coiled-coil domain containing 186
Exons: 16
Coding region: 229-2940 (903 amino acids)
Biological process (GO): vesicle cytoskeletal trafficking
Cellular component (GO): trans-Golgi network
Molecular function (GO): small GTPase binding
Source: RefSeq, a predicted model, not a curated record
GAUGCCCGUGGCAGCCAUCUUUGUUGAUGUGUCAGCUUUCAGUUCCUGUGAGGGGGCUGCCGCAGGAACAAGAGGAGCGAGAAUGGCUCUGUAACCCUCCCGCUACACGCACACCCACCCCGUUACGCAUUCUGGGUCUCCGGUUCUAAUUAGCAAUGGGAGAGCGGCUACUAAUGCAACAGAUGCUCCGGUCCCCAGCCUCCUAGCAAACGGAUUUUUGGUGAAAAGAUGGAUGAGCACUUACCAGAACAGCAUAAUACUCCAAGGAUGGUUAACCUAUCAGAGACUGAUAAUGAAUCUUCCAACUUACCAAGUGUUGAAGAAGCUGACAAAAAUUAUGAUAUUCAGGAUGAUGUACAUAUUGCAGAUGCAAGAUGUGAAAAAAGCACUUUAAGCAUAGAAAAUAAAGAGUUAAUACUGGAUCCCAUCUUAUCAUCUAUUGAUUUAAAUGAGGAUGGAAAUGUAAUUGAAGCACAACCUGCUCCAAACUUUAAUGGAGACUGCUGUGAGUUAAAAGUAAAAGAAUCCAAGGAAGCAGAUUGCUUGCCUAGUGGGCAAGGUGAACAGCAUGUUUUGAAAACGGAGGACAAAAAUCAGUCCUUGACGGACCUAUUUCAAGAUCAUGUGAAAAGACCUUAUGGGGUCUGUUCAGAGAGCCCAUAUGACACGGAUUACACUAAGAACCUUAUCUCAAAUCUAGAGAAUGCUUCCUCUCAGGAGGCUUUGCUAGAAGAAAUUGAAUCUGAGCUCCUGUCAACAGAGUUGUUGAAAAAUCCUACACUUUCAAACGGAAUGUGCAAUACCAAGGCUACCUUGGCUGUGUUUGAAAAAUGUAUUCAAGAUAAAUAUUUACAGCAAGAGCACACAAUAAAGAAAUUGAUUAAGGAAAACAAGAAACAUCAGGAACUAAUUUUGGACAUUUGUUCAGAAAAGGACAACUUAAAGGAUGAGCUGAAGAAGAGAACAGAAACUGAAAAGCAACAUCUCAAUAUAAUUAGACAGCUUGAAGUGAGAAUAGAAGACCUCCAGAAAGAAGCUAAAAUGGUUAAAGAUAAACUUAUAUCUCAGGAUGCUGCUGCAAAAAAUGCUAUACAGCAAUUGCACAAAGAGAUGGCCUUUCGCACAGAUCAGGCAAACAAGAAAUGUGAAGAAGCCCGUCAAGAAAAGGAAGCUAUGGUCAUGAAGUAUGUUAGAGGAGAAAAGGAGUCCUUAGACCUCAGGAAGGAGAAGGAGACCCUUGAAAGAAAACUGAGAGAUGCAAACAAAGAUAUUGAAAAGCAUACUAACAAAAUUAAGCAGCUUUCCCAGGAAAAAGCAAGAUUGCACCAACUAUUUGAAAGCAAGGAAAAUGAAACCACCAGAAUGUCACGAGAUAUUGAAAAAUUAAAAGAAGAAGUCAAUUCUUAUGUGAUCAAAGUAAAAUGGGCUCAAAAUAAAUUAAAGGCUGAAGUGGAUUUACACAAGGAAACCAAAGAUCGCCUUAAAGAGGCAACAGCAAAGUUAACUCAAGCCAAGGAGGAAACUGAUCAGAUACGAAAGAAUUGCCAAGAAAUAAUAAAAACAUAUCAGGAGUCUGAAGAAAUUAAAUCCAAUGAAUUGGACAUAAAACUUCGGCUUACUAAAGGAGAACUAGAAAAACAAUUGCAAGAGAGAUCUGAUCACCUAGAGGUCCAUCAUGCCAAGAUAAAAGAACUUGAAGAUGUGAAGAGAACAUUUAAGGAAGGCAUGGAUGAAUUGCGAACAUUAAGGACAAAGGUCAAAUGUUUAGAAGAUGAACGGUUGAGAACAGAAGAUGAGUUAUCAAAAUACAGAGAACUUAUUAAUCGACAGAAAGCUGAAAUUCAUAAUUUGCUAGAGAAAGUAAAAACUCUAGACCAGCUGCAGGAGCAACAUCAAAGAGAUGAACAAGAAAUGAACUCUUGGAAAGAAGAAGUGGAUAAUCUGAACAGUCUGCUUAGCGACUUCCAGCAGGACAUAGAUGGCAGUCGGAAAAGAGAGUCUGAGCUGUUGGUAUUCACUGAAAAGCUAACCACGAAGAAUGCCCAACUCCAGUCAGAAACCAACUCCUUACAGAUGCAACUUGAUAAGCUAACCUUCAUGGAGAGAGAGUCUCAGAAUCAGCUGGAACUUAUUAAUCAAGCAAGAGAUGAACUGGCAAAUAAGUUGAAGAAGGAAGACGAGCUCCAUAGAAACAAGGUCCAGAUACUGGAGAUGGAACUAGCAUCUCAACAGAAAUCAUUUGCAAACUUGAACACCAAGGCAGAGGAAUUAAAAGAUGAACUCAUGACGCAGAAGCGAAAGCAUGCUGCAAAUCUUAAAGAUCUCACCAAACAACUUCAACAAGCACGGAGAAAAUUGGAUAACCUUGAAAAUGGCAGUUGUGAUAAAGAAGUCAGCAGCAUGGGGAGUCGUUCCAGCUCAUCAGGGUCCCUUAAUGCUCGGAGCAGCAAUGAAGAUCGUUCACCAGAAAACACGGGCUCUUCAGUAGUAGUUGAUCAUUUUCCUGAAGUAGACAAGACUAUCUUGAUUGAGCGGAUAGUAAGACUGCAGAAAGCACAUGCUCGGAAAAAUGAAAAGAUGGAGUUUAUGGAGGAUCAUAUCAAACAACUAGUGGAUGAAAUUCGGAAAAAAACCAAAAUAAUCCAGAGUUACAUUUUGCGGGAAGAAGCUGGCACGCUUUCAUCUGAAGCAUCGGAUUUCAAUAAAGCACAUUUAAGUCGGCGCGGUGGAAUCAUGGCCUCUCUCUAUACAUCACACCCUGCAGACAGCGGACUCACAUUAGAACUUUCUCUGGAGAUAAACAGGAAACUUCAGGCAGUCCUGGAGGAUACCUUAUUGAAAAAUAUUACCUUAAAAGAUAACCUACAAACUCUUGGAACUGAAAUAGAACGAUUAAUUAAGCAACAACAUGAAUUAGAACAGAGGCUGAAGCAGACAUAACUGAGACCAAGAUCAGAAAAAUAGAUAUUUCAGCUUUGAUGAUUAUAUAAAAUUGGAUGGCCAGAUAUGACAGUCCAAUGAAGUCUUAACAAAAUAAAGUUGAUUGUGAACAACUUUGACUAGGUCCGAAUGUCUGGUUUGCUUAAACAAAUGGAGACCUUGAACUUUUCUGAACAUACUUCCAUCCAUCACUAAAUUAGUCAUAUCAACACUUGCAGCUUCUUCUUGUUAGAGAGAAUGCAACCACUCUGCUUUGUGCAAUUAAAAGAGCAACUUUAAAAAAUGGACUACUGUAUAAGACUGGUGCAUUUGUUGUCGAUAUUCGUUUUGCAGAACAAAGACGAGGAGGAAAAGGGGUGGCUGUUGCAUGUAUAUUAACCCCAGUGCCUUCUAGGGCAUACAUCUUUUUCGCCAAAUAUAGAUGCGUUCUUGGAUAUAUUUAGAUUUGUUAUUUAUAACAUGCAUUGCGAAAGGGCUUCAUAGUACACAUUCUUUUAAUAUACAGUUGAAAGAUAUGACAGGUAUUUUAGCAACUUGACCAAAAACAUUUCUUAAAAUCCCUCAUCCUCAAAUGUGAAUAAUAUCCUUUUUCUUUAAAGAAAAAUCCCUCUUAAAAAAAAAAAGAUUGUGAAAACUCUAUAGAGUAUAGACAUAAGAGGUUAAAACCGGUUCUGUAUAUAUGGGAAAACAAAAUAUAGAGUCAUGAAGCCUUCAAAUCUUGCAGAUUGGCUGUGUUGAUUGAAAUGGAAAUAAUAGACACUGUGAUGACUACACAUAAGCACAGGUGACAUUAAUAUAUCUGUUCAAGUGACUGAUAAGAUCCCAUAUUGGUUGGGAAAAAAA